Messenger RNA from Musa acuminata AAA Group (dessert banana), 849 nucleotides. RefSeq lists its product as uncharacterized. The transcript has 2 exons. Bases 67 to 597 code for a protein of 176 amino acids. Gene Ontology annotation, cellular component: oligosaccharyltransferase complex. The record is from RefSeq and is a predicted model, not a curated record. Lineage: Eukaryota; Viridiplantae; Streptophyta; Magnoliopsida; Zingiberales; Musaceae.
AGAUCCCCAAUCGGGAUAACUCACACGGAGAGCCGAAGCCGAGAAAGGCGUCCGCGAGCACCCACCAUGCCGCCCAAAUCGGAGCAAGCCACCGCUGCCGGCGCGGGUGCCUCCCAACCCUCGGACCAGGGUUCGAUGGAUCCCUUCCUCCACCUCCUCAGGAUCCUCCCUUACAGCUUCCUCCGCCCGCCGCGCACUCGCCUGAAGCUUCCCUCCUCCCUGGCCCUCCCCUCCCCGAUGACUGUCUUCUCCCUCGUCCUCCUCACCUACUUCGCCGUGGUCUCCGGGCUUGUCUACGACGUCAUCGUCGAGCCCCCCGGCAUCGGCAGCACCCAGGACCACUUCACCGGCACCGUCCGCCCCGUCGUCUUCCUCCCCGGCCGCGUCAACGGCCAGUACAUCAUCGAGGGCCUCUCCUCCGGAUUCAUGUUUGUGCUCGGCGGCGUCGGCCUGAUCCUGAUGGACCUUGCUCUCGACCGCAACCGCGCCCGCAGCGUCCGCAUCUCCUUCGCGUCCUUCGGGAUCUCCGCUGUGGUCAUCGCCUACCUCAUGAGCAUGCUCUUCAUCCGCAUCAAGAUCCCCGCGUACCUCACAUGAUUCGCCUGUUGUCAAGGGGAUCAUGCAUCAUGGACAGUGAUCGCAAAGCCUCAAAAGUAAGGAGAUUUGCUUGUUGGAAUCACCUGGUAAUAUUCCUAUUGGAAUUAGUGAAGCCAAAGCCUAUUCGGUCCGGGAAGACCCCUUAUUGAAGUUUAUUGCAUCCAAUCGUGAUCUCAUUUAGUUUCAGUUUGGCUGUAGGUGAGGAUAUGUUAUUUUGAAUCGAUUGCUAUUUUGGCUGGAAUUUUUAAUCUA